Molecule: messenger RNA, 1491 nt
Organism: Hemisphaericaspora subhashii
Lineage: Eukaryota; Fungi; Ascomycota; Pichiomycetes; Serinales; Debaryomycetaceae
Gene: SAM50
Product: SAM complex subunit
Exons: 1
Coding region: 1-1491 (496 amino acids)
Biological process (GO): protein insertion into mitochondrial outer membrane
Cellular component (GO): SAM complex; outer membrane
Source: RefSeq, a predicted model, not a curated record
AUGUCAAAAGGACCUCAAGAUGAUGACUUUAUGGAAAACAUAAAGUAUGCCAAUAACAGCAAAGAUUCCAAACUAUCCGAUUCAGAAAAGGAAUUAAUCAAAUUACAACAAGAAAAGGAACAAUUCUUACAACAACAAAACCAUCAAUUUCUUGAACAAUUAUUCAAAGAAAACAGUACGACUCCAAUCAAGAUCCAAAAUGUCCAGACUACAAAUUCUCAAUCAUUUCGUGAUUCCUUCUUAGCAAAACAACUUCAGCCAUUAUUGCAAAGUGAUAAUACUGUGGUUAGUCUUGAGAAAUUCUUGGGAGAUAUUGAUGGUGUGCUGAAAAAUUUCGCUAAAUCAGGUACGAUUGAGAACUUAUUAGUUUCUGUCCAUGCCAUAAAUCCACAAACUUCGAUAUUCAGAAGAAGAAAUACCAAACCUGAUACUAUUAAUAUUGUUCCUGUUUUCAAUUUAGUCCCCAUUAAACGAUUCUUUGCCAAAACCGGUACGAAUAUUGGAAAUGGUGAAGGAGAUGGAUAUAUUCAAUUUCAAUUACGGAAUUUAUUUGGAGGUGGAGAGAAUUUAGAAUUUGAUGCUACAAGUGGUACGAAAACCCAGUCCUCAUAUUUGAUCAAUUAUAAUCAACCAUUGUUUAAUAAUGUGAAUUAUAUGAGUGAGAAUUUAUUUUACGUAAAUGAACGGAAAUCGGAUUGGAUUCAAUCGAGAGUAAAAGGGAGAGGGAUGACAAAUAAGAUAUAUACGAGAUUUGAGAAAUUGAAUCAUGAGGUGAUAUUGGAAAAUUAUUGGAAAUUGUUGGAUAAUUAUGGAAGCAAGAGUUUGGAAGUAUUAAGUCAAUCAGGAAGUUCAUAUAAAUCAUCAAUUGCAUAUAAUUUAAUCUAUGAUUCCAGGAAUAAUAAAACCUUACCUACUUGUGGGAAAUUUUUCCAAAUUGGUUUAGAAUAUAAUGGAUUAUUCAAAUUUAAUAAAUAUCCAUAUUUCAAAACUGCUGGUCAAUUCCAAUUGAAUUAUAAUUUACCUUGGAUUAAUUCAACUAUUCUUACAACUUCCAAAUUUGGUAUUCUUUAUCCAUUCACCAAUACCAGUUCCUUAUUGGAUCGCUUCUACAUUGGGGGUCCUAAUGACGUUAGAUCAUUUAUGAUGAAUGGAUUAGGUCCCAAGGAUUAUAAUGCCUCAAUUGGUGGGGAUAUGUUUCUUAAUGGUGGUGUUUCAUUAAUAUCAAAGAUCCCAAGAUUGGAUCCAGAAUCUAAUUUUAGGAUUCAUAAUUUUAUAAAUUGGGGUAGAUUGGUUAAGAUGCAACAAUAUCAAGGUAUGACUGAUAAUCUUAAACAAUUGUUUCAUUCACAUUCUGUGACUUAUGGUAUUGGAAUAUUGUUCAAUCAUCCAAUGGCAAGAUUUGAAUUGAAUGUUGUGGUUCCUUUAGUUGCACAUGAAACUGAUUCCGUAAGAAAGGGAAUUCAAUAUGGUAUUGGUGUUUCAUUUUUGUAA